Messenger RNA from Phalaenopsis equestris, 1074 nucleotides. RefSeq lists its product as uncharacterized. Gene Ontology annotation, biological process: protein deubiquitination. NCBI's taxonomy places the organism in Eukaryota, Viridiplantae, Streptophyta, Magnoliopsida, Asparagales, Orchidaceae. Gene Ontology annotation, molecular function: cysteine-type deubiquitinase activity. The record is from RefSeq and is a predicted model, not a curated record.
UUCGAUAGCAAUAUCUUGAUCUCUUCUAAGCUGAUGAUCAUGUAUGACCAAGAUCCCGAUGUUCUUCGAUGGGGUCUUCAUCUUCUUCAAGGUGAUUUCUUAAAUAGUGCAUAUGGCGAGGGAACAAUUCGCAGUGAUGCCAACAUUUACCAAGCGGCGUACAGCACUCAAUGCAAUGUUGCUCUUGAUUGCUCUAAUUUUGAAAAUGAUGAAAUUAUUGCUCAUGCUCUUCAAGAAGAACUUUCACAAGUCGCUCUUGCUGAAGCACGCGGAACAUCUCCUGCAGGCGAAGAACAUCUGCAAGCAUCUGUUCUUGCUCAAGCUUGGCUUGGUCCGGCGGCGAGAGAUUCAACUUCAGAAAAUGAGGAUCUCCUUAUUGAAAAUGACGACGUGCUUGAAGGGUUCAAUGGGGCCGAACUCUCUUCUGCAUCUUCUAGCCAAGUUGAGAAUAUACCUGAAGGUCAAAGAUGGUCAUUGGAACUUACAGAUGAUUUCUCUUCUUUAGAUGGUGAAGUAGGGAAAAGAUUGGAUAAAAUUGUUCCCAUUCCUCAUGUUCCGAGAAUUAAUGGAGAUAUUCCUUCUGUUGAUGAAGCUACAUCUGACCAUGAAAGGCUUCUUGAGAGGUUGAAGCUGUAUGAAUUGGCCGAACUUAAGGUUCAAGGAGAUGGGAACUGUCAGUUUCGUUCACUAUCUGAUCAAUUCUAUCGAACUACUGAACAUCAUAAGUUUGUAAGACAACAAGUUGUUGACCAGCUCAAAUCCCACCCUGAUGUCUACGAAGGAUAUGUUCCCAUGGCUUAUGAUGAAUAUUUGAGAAAAAUAUCCAAAAGUGGUGAGUGGGGCGACCAUGUGACCUUGCAAGCUGCUGCGGAUUCGUUAUUUUCUUGAGUUUUUGGGCUGAGGUGCACUACAACUCCAUUUAUCCUGAAGGAGAGCUACCUGUUCCUGAAACCAAGAGGAAGAAAAGUUGGUGGCAUUUUGGACACAAACAUUAAACUUAUUUGCAAUUUCUUCCAAAAGGCUCCUACUUUUUAUUGCAGAACCCUUCUUUGUAGAACCGGUGAGCUCCAGAGG